Messenger RNA from Pyricularia oryzae 70-15, 1652 nucleotides. RefSeq lists its product as uncharacterized. The record is from RefSeq and is a predicted model, not a curated record. Bases 305 to 1264 code for a protein of 319 amino acids. The transcript is spliced from 2 exons. Lineage: Eukaryota; Fungi; Ascomycota; Sordariomycetes; Magnaporthales; Pyriculariaceae.
UCGUCACCGCCCGCAGCUACCGACCAUUUGAGCCGACGCCGAGGGCCACUAUUCCAGUCUGAGUGUAGGGGUAGUUUCCAUCUAAGGAAGUCUCCCGAGGUUCAACGGCCGGCCGUAUUUUAUUUUUUUGGUUUUGGUUUUCGAAUUGCCUACGCACCGUAUACGUUCACCCAGCUUGGAUUCUAAGGACCUGCAACUCGGUUUAACUCUGAGAGUCUCAUACUAACUUGAUUCAAUUUCAAAGAAUCAACAAAGGAGAAUCCCGCCAGCGAAUUUCGUCCACCAUACAAACCCACCAACCAUAAUGACGUCUUCAGCCGAAAUCACAUCGCUGCCGACAGGCGAGCCUGUGCCAUCGUCGACGCCUCCAGCCAACGUAAAGAAGGCCGCAGUUCCUCUCAGCGCGAGCCUGGCCGCCGCACCUGCGAACGUAGAUGCGUUCCUCUCUCAUCUGCACCGCUGCCUGCAGACGCCUACAGGCAUUGAUUGCGUUCUCCAAUUCGUCUGCUACACCUCCCGCCUCUCGGCAGCGGCCCUGACCGUUCUGGGCACCAACGCGCUCCGUCGCUCCGCCAAGGACAUUGCGCUGCUCGUCCUCUCCCUUCCCUCCCAGCAGAGCGCCGUGCUCCUCACCUCCUCCGCGGCGGCCUCGCCCAAGACCGCCGCCUCGGCGCUGGCCCUGCUGGUCGCCUCCCGCCUGCGCGCCCUGGGCGGCCUGCUCGCCGAGGCCCGCGUCGCGCACCGCCUCUGGGGUCUGUUGGGCAUGUACUUUUGGGCGCGCCGGCUGAUCGCCGCAUCUCUCCAGGCGCGCAGGGCCAGGAAACAGCAAUCGUCGUCGGAGAAGGACGUGGCCGGCACGCAACAGCAAUCCAGCUCAUCCGCCGUAGUGGCCCUGCAGUGGGCCCAGCUCCUGUCGUGCGCGGGCUUCCAGCUGCUCGAGAACGUGGCCUUCCUCUCAUCCAAGGGUGUGCUGGGCUAUUCGCCGGCCGAGCAGGCCAAGCUGGCCCGCUGGAGCAGCCGCUUCUGGGGCGUCUUUGUCGGCAUGGAGAUUGGCAGGCUGGCCUUCGAGGCGACCAAGGGCGCCGAGGUCCGCACCGCCGAGUGGAAGAAGACCAUGACGCGCUACGUCGCCUGGUCGCCUGUCAUCAUGCACUGGGGCUCUGAGAGUGGUCUGCUGAGCGAGCUCGGCGUCGGUAUGCUGGGCUGCAUCCCCAGCAUCAUACAGAUGAGGGACUUGUGGCAGAGCACUGCGACCAGUGCUUGAGUUCAAUUUUCUGCAUGUUUUCUAAUGAAAUGCAGAUUUUUUUUGACAAAUUCUUCAUCUCUCUGAUUUGUUUUGUUCUGUUUUAAAACUCUGUGCAACAAUAAUGACUACAGGAUUUGUAUAUGGAAGCUAGGUUUUUUUUCUCUUCUGUGUUUUACUUUUCCUCGUUUGACUUGAUCUACAACUAGAACCUAGAACUAGAACAAAUGAUUAUCCUAGGCAGGCUAGUGGGUCAGAUGUUUGCAUAUCAAUGGCAUAUUCACUGUUGAGAAGAGAAUAAAAGAAAUGGAAUGAUUACGUUUUAUUCGCAUUACCCCAACUUGUCUUUGCCCCGAAAGUCCAUCUAAAUCAGUUUCCCCCAAAAUUCCAUCAACGCCGCGCUAUUCCC